Paramecium sonneborni is the source of this 2101-nucleotide messenger RNA. The record is from the annotation of a GenBank genome assembly. Lineage: Eukaryota; Ciliophora; Oligohymenophorea; Peniculida; Parameciidae.
AUGUAAUUCUAACAAUAAUAUCAAACUCAAACAAUCAUUGAGUAACUAAUUAAGGAAAACGAUUCUGAUUUACUUAAGUUACUUUUAACUGAUUCAUUUAUGUCAUAUUGUAGAAAUACAGAUCCAUAUGCUAUAGAGUUUAUAUGUAAUAAUGUAGAUAAAAUGUUAAAUAUAUUAUUUGUUGAUUAUAAUUUGAUUCCAAAAGAAUAAUUAGAAUAGUAGAGUGAAUUGAUUAAUAAUAUUUGGGAAAUUAUAGAAUUGAAUUUAGAACCUAUUUUAAAAUAAAUAGAAGUUAAAUAUUAGAUAUAUUUUAGAAUUAUUGGUCAAUCAUUUUUGAUUUAAGAUGGAAAUAGUUAGUUCCUGAUACUUAAUGGGGUAUAGCAUAUAAAUUAUUAAACAUUGUUAAAGAAAGAGAUCCAUAAAUUCUCAAUGAUUUCUCGAAUUAAUCAGAUUUUUUGGUUUCCUUUCUACCCUAUUUAAAAAUACAUAGUGUUUCGUAAAUAUUAGUAGCAUUUUUUGAAAUAGGAUUUCAUUAAUAGCAACUUGAUUUUUUGAAAAAAGGUUUAGAAUUAUUCAAGCAAAAUGACAUUCUUAGUGUUAUUAAUUUCACAUAUAUAGUACAUGAGAUAAUGACAAGAAUUUUAAUUCAUUAAUUAAUAGAAUACAUUUUGAAUGAAGAAUUCCUUAAAGUUAUGUUUGAUAUUAUAGAAUAAGAUGAAGGAAAUCCUAUGUAUAUAAUCAUAUUAAAUUAGAAUAUUAAAAAGUGCUGCUCAUAUGAUAUCUUUAAUAUCAAACUAUUAUACAAUUCAGAUGUAAUAAAUCGAUUUUGAUGAUCCUGAUUGCGAAGAAUUAAUAGCAGUUUUUAAGGAAACAUCAUUUUUUGCUAAUUUUGAUAUUUAGAAGAUUCAUUAAAUUUUUAAGAAAUAGUUUUCAAAAAAGAAAGUGAGAUUAUUUAUAAUAAAACUUAUUGAAGUACAAAAAAGUAUAUAAUUAGAUAGUUGAAAAUUUAGUUCGUAUUACAGACUUAUAAUUAUGGGAUAGAAUAGCUGACUCUAACAUAAUGGAAUCAAUAUUUGAAUUGGUGAAUCACUUUAAAGUUGCUGACAUUUUUAGAACUUAUGUAGAAAAUAUGAUUAUUUACAUUUUUGAUAAGGCUUUGAAUGACAGCCAUCCUUUUUGGGCUUAUUAUCUUAUUUCCAGAUAUAGGUUAUAAAAUAAAAAUAUAGGUUUUCUAGACAGAUUGAUUUAUUAAUUCUAAGUAAAUUUAGAAUGGAAAUUGAGUGAUCAUUCACAAUACUAACCUUAUGAAGCUAUAUUGAAAGAGAUUGAUGAUGAAUUAAAAAUAUCUAAAAUUUGGAAUAUUUAAAAAAGGUUAUUUAUAAAUUAAGAGGAGAAAAACAAAAUUAAAUUAGGAGAAGAUUCUAGCACUAUAAAAACAGACUCUGAAUUAAGAGAAUAAGAAAUAGAACAACUCUCUAUUUUAGAAGAUGAAAGAAUAUGUAAAGGAAAAUCUGCCUAAGAAAUCAUUAGUGGUUAUAAAAAAUAUUCCACUCCCUCUUAAUUAUUUUAGGAAGUUCAAUUAACUGUUUUUGAUGAUGUAUCCAUAAGUAAAAAUGAAGCAGAAUUUGAUUUUCAAUCAAAUAGUGAAGACAAUGAUAAGAUAAACAGUCAAACACUUGAAUUUAGUGGAGAUAGAUUAGAUAUUUAACGUGAUGAAAGGGUUAUGUAAUAUUAAAAUAAAAAUAAUUUGGAUAUAUAGAAAAAAAACUCUGAUAGAAUGUCAACUUCUUUACAAUAUGAUGAUAGAAAGAUUAAGAAUUUGAGUAGUUCAUUGUAAAGUUUUGAUGAUAUAAAUCAAAAUUUUCUUUUUUUUAAAAGAAAAAGUAAAUCAAUUAUGAUUCAAUCAUAAGAACUUAAAAGAGAAAACAAAAAUUUAAAGGAAUUCAAAAUAGAAAUCUUAAAAAAUACAAAAGUAUUAAAAAAAUAAGAUAACAGUAUUUUAAAAGUGGAUGAAAUUGAUUUUUAGUCAAACUUAAAAUUAGAAUUAAAGGAUCAAAUAGAUCCAUAACAAGAAAAAUAGUAAAAUUCUUAAAUAAAAUGA